Messenger RNA from Aspergillus ibericus CBS 121593, 742 nucleotides. RefSeq names its product cytochrome c oxidase assembly protein COX16. The coding region runs from base 47 to 451 and encodes 134 amino acids. Gene Ontology annotation, cellular component: mitochondrial inner membrane. NCBI's taxonomy places the organism in Eukaryota, Fungi, Ascomycota, Eurotiomycetes, Eurotiales, Aspergillaceae. Gene Ontology annotation, biological process: mitochondrial respiratory chain complex IV assembly. The record is from RefSeq and is a predicted model, not a curated record. The transcript has 2 exons.
GGGGGACAGCCCGACUUAUCAAUUGACCUAGAUACCUGCCACUACAAUGCCAGUAUUCCAAGCCAAGACGUUUCGACGUGCGACGACGGCAUCAUCUACCCUUGGAGAAAGGGUUGGUGCAGCUUACCGGGCUCACCUACCUAAGCGCCCAUUCUUGCUCUUCGGGCUCCCUUUCAUUAUGAUCAUAGUCGCCGGAUCUUUUGCUCUAACCCCGGCUGCCGCUUUAAGGUACGAGCGGUACGACCGCAAAGUCAAACAAUUAAGUCAAGAGGAAGCGAUCAACCUGGGCCUCAAAGGGCCUGAUGGUGAAGAGGGCAUUAAACGAAAUCCCCGAAGAAGAGUUAUUGGAGACGAAAGGGAAGAGUAUUAUCGCCUCAUGGCCAAAGACCUUGAUAACUGGGAACAGAAACGAGUACAGCGAUUCAAAGGCGAACCUGAUGGAAAGCUUUGAGAUACAUCACUUGUGCUUCUAUCACCAUGCUGAUAUAUACCCUUCUAGUCGUCGGCAGCCUCACAAAUUCGGCCUUUCUUACAGAAGUCCUUCAGUGGUAGAUCAAACUUAUCUGUAGCUGCAUAUAUGAAAUGUGAGGAUGGUCACCAUCUUAUGUAUGAAUGCAUGUGCGAUCCAGUUCGAUGUUGAUAAUUACUGAUUGUUAAAUGAUUUCUAUAAGGUCGCCCCCUUAAAGAGCGGAUUUAUUACCUAUUGUAUCAAUACCUGCAAAUUUAGUUUGUUAUAAGCGGC